Messenger RNA from Mucor mucedo, 6716 nucleotides. RefSeq lists its product as uncharacterized. Gene Ontology annotation, biological process: ubiquitin-dependent protein catabolic process via the N-end rule pathway; protein ubiquitination. The coding region runs from base 151 to 6594 and encodes 2147 amino acids. Gene Ontology annotation, molecular function: ubiquitin protein ligase activity; zinc ion binding. The transcript has 4 exons. The record is from RefSeq and is a predicted model, not a curated record. Gene Ontology annotation, cellular component: cytoplasm; ubiquitin ligase complex. Lineage: Eukaryota; Fungi; Mucoromycota; Mucoromycetes; Mucorales; Mucoraceae.
CUGAGAAGUUCGAACGCCGCGCCGAUUUUGUGAUGACAUGGCAGUUUGAGUUUUUCAUUUCACUGAGAACGAAAAAAUGCGCUUUUAAAGAGAGAGAAAAAAAAAGUUUAGUAGGCUAUUUUUAACCUUUAUCUUUUUUUCCCAUUGUAAAUGUCACAAACAGCAGACGAUCCACACAUUGCGGGAAAUGUACCCGUUACACCGGUUCAGUUAAAAAAGUUUCUCACAGAGGCACCGUUAAUGUAUACAAGUAAACUUUCCAGAGGAGCAGAAAAGCAUAUUUUAACCAACUGCUACCGGUCUUUAUGGAGCAAUGAUCUCGACUUGAUGCAAAAGUACUUUUUUAAGGAAGGGCUUUCUGACAGCGACAACCUUUCACAAUUGCUGGAAAAAUACAACUUGUUCGGUUCUACCAAAGAAGAUAAAGCUGAAAAAAGUCAAGAAGACGAACCAGAGUACUGGGAAAGUCAAAGAGGCAAACAGUGUGGUCAUUUGUUCAAAAACGGUGAGAGUGUUUAUCGUUGCAGAAACUGCGGUUUAGAUGAUACAUGUGUAAUGUGUUCCAAGUGUUUUCAUGCAACUGACCAUGAAAAUCAUGAUGUCAAAAUUUGGAUUAGUAGGGGAGCAGGAGGUUGUUGUGAUUGUGGUGACCCAGAAGCAUGGAAAAUACCACUAUGCUGCAAGAUUCAUUCUCCCAGUUCUGAUAUACCCAAUUCAUCCAGUUCACCAAACCAAGUCUCCUUGGAGCCUAUUUCUUCUAUUCCUGUUGAAACCAUGAAUUCUGUUAAAGAAACAAUGGUUGUUGUCAUUAACUACAUUUUGGAAACAUUUGCUACUUCUCCUGAAGACGUGAUUUCCUCUCCAACAGAUAUUGGCACUUCAGUCUCUGCCGAAUCAAUCCAACAAGACUGUAUCGACUCUCACGAUGCCCUUGGCUUGCCUGUAGAUUUAUCAACCCAAACUUAUGCCUGUUUAUUAUGGAAUGACGAAAAGCAUUCUUUUGAUGCUGUCAUCAAUGUUGUAAGACAAGCUAUUGGAUGUACCGUAUCAGAAGCCACACACGUUGCCGAAUGCGUCGAUGUUUACGGUAGACAUAUCAUUAAAGAGUCCAAAAACCUUGCCGAAUUAAUCGAAAUCGCCAAAAUAAUCAGUUCAAUUCAUUUGGCUGUCACUAUUUGCUCAACUCAGAAAACUGUGCGCGAAAGUAUUGCUGGUUUAUUGUUAGAUUGGCUCAAAGAAUUAACCGGUGGUCGUUACAAGUUUUUCAAUCAGGUGGAAGGCGGAAACUGUAUUAUCCGUGAUAUCAUUUGUGAUGUAUUAGCUAGUGAUUGGCAGUUAAGUCCUCAACUCGCAUCUUUAACUACACGUUCAAGAAGAUCAAGAAUGCCCGAGGAUGAAGAUGACGGAUUUGAAUUGGAAGGUGCUGACGAUAUGGGAGAUGACAGUGACGAUGAAGUUGAUAUGAUGUUCGACGGCGAUGUUCUUGACAUGGAGGAGCUUAGCGAAGACACAAUAAUGGAUGAAGAUGGUCUCGACGAAUUCUUCAAUGUCAUUAGCGAAAGUAUAAAUACUGAUUCCGGAGAGGAUGAGGGUGAGGACGAUGAUGAGGAAGAGGAAGAUUCAGCAGGAGAGUUUGUAGAUGCCCACGAAACGUCCCCAACAGGCGUAACAACAGCUAUGGAAACUGAUCAAAAUAUUCCGGAUGAAGCCGCCGAACAAUCAUCGCAGGAAGUCGUCAACAACUCACAAUCUACUAGAAGAAGAGCAAGUGGCGCACACUCUACUACACCUGCUUUGGCACAUCAUGUUGACAUGCUUAAACGAAGAAGAUUAUCAGCCUCGUCUCAAAACAAAUUAGGCAAGUCUCAAAAACCUCGUGAUAUUUUGGAUAUGGAUUGGAGUUUGGAUCAAUGGCUCGAGCAUACGGAACAGUUGGAAUCAGACGAAAGAGUGAUUGCACAAGAACUGGGUAUUCCUUACGCUGUAGCCAAUGACGACAUUUCAGCCACUCGUCGCGUCAACGCUAAUCUUAAAAAGGAGUUCAAGCGUAAACUUCGUAUCGAUUAUCUGUUGCAAUUCGACUUGCGUCUUUGGAAGACGGCCCGUAUCAGCAUCAAGGACUUAUUGAUCGGUACAUUUAUCUCCAAUUUUGAUUUCCGACCUGUCAUUGGAACCAGAUUUGCUCGUAACUACCCAGAACUUGUUGAUGCAUUUUUCUUUAAGGACAGAGAACCCGAAAAUUCAGUAAGCACAUUAUCUGUUCAACUUUUAACAGUACCUAGUGUGGCAUUAUUGCUUGUGAAAGACUUCAAGUUCUUUGGUAUCGUUUGCUCAAUCUUGCAAAACUUUUUCUUGACCGAUAGUAUCCAUAUGAUGCUCCCCGAAAACAAGGGUUAUGCCGGUUCUCAAGUGGAUUGUACUGCAAAAGCUAUCGGAAGACACCGCUAUGCGUAUACUAUCUUUGACUUGAGAUACGUUAUGAAUGCUGAACCUGUCAGAUUGGAAAUUUCUAAAAAUCCCAUUUAUCUUCGUCAAUUCAUUGAUAUGAUCUAUCAGUUCCAAGCAAUGGAUCCCCUUCAACGCCAAACGGAUACUCAUGUAGAAUAUGAAUCCCAAUCAUGGGUUUCUGCUUUCAACAUGACUUUGCAAACAUCAAAAUUAUGCCGCUUACUUGCUGGUUGCUUCGAUUCUCUUCAACCUUCUGAGAUAACUGUUACUGAAGCAUCCCGUAACCUGUGUCGAUCUAUUUAUCGUGUAUUGAAAGCAUUAUCAGACUGGAAUCCUCAUCUUGCACCUCGUAGGGAUACAAAUACUUUUGAACCUGAUACUAGAGUAAUCAUUAAGGGGUUAAGUGGCCAGAAAUUCCAUCAAGUAAACACGCCUAAUGCUGGCGUAUUUGAAAUUGUGGACUAUGAUGUUUCCGAAAACCCGGUUUCCUUCCAUCAUCCUUUCCACUGGUUAUUAUCAGAACUUUUCGAGAAUGUAUCAUUAUUGAAUCAAGGAGUCUUGGCUGAACUUGGCUGGUUGGGAGGAUUUAAGCAAAUGGUCAACGAUGCUUUCCGUACCAAUGAUCAUGACAUGUUCUUGAUGAUACUUGAUUACCCCAUUAGAACUUUGACGAUCCUCUAUCAAAUCAAUUGUGGUGUUUGGGUUAGAAAUGGUUAUGCUGUCCGCAACAUGUCUCAUUCUUACAGAGAUGUCAAUGUCAGAGAAAACACCAUGGAUUGUGAUAUUUAUCUUUUCCAGGUUGGUUUGACGGUGUGUAACAGUGAUCAAAUUUUGUUGACCCUGAUCGAUCGAUUCCAACUUACAGACUGGUUCAAGGGAAAGCCCGAAAAGAAGUCCAUUUAUGAUGCCAGCCAAAAGACUUAUAUGGUCGAAGAAUUCCUCAAUUUACUCAUCAUCAGUGCUACAGAACAUGCCUAUGCUUCUGGAACAUCAACUGAAGAACGUAUUCGUCAAUAUAUUAUUCAAUAUCUUGGUAUCGGCAGUAUGUCUUAUUCUGAACUUUUAAAGUUCAUUCCCGAAAGCUUGAACGAACAUGAAUCAUUUGAAAAUCAACUAAACAUGCUUGCCAACUUUAAGGCGCCUGAUGGAUUAAGCGACAAGGGUCUCUAUGAACUCAAACCUGAAUAUAUAAACGAAAUCGAUCCUUAUUUCUGGCACUACACCCGCAACCAACGUGAAGAAGCUCAUAAUGUGUUGAAGAAGAGAUGGAAUCAAACAAAUCCUGAUAACAAGUUGGGUGAUAAAGAAGAAUUUGUUGUCAACCCCAAGGCCAACCGUAUUGAAAAUGGACCUUUCAGGCACCUUGGUAAAUUCUUGCAUUCUCAUACGUUCUGUCAAAUUCUCGUGUAUGCUCUCUGGGACGCUAAAUUCCACAAGGAAUCCAAGAGUGAUACCAUUUUGGACGAAGCACUUUAUUUGGGCAUGCUCGCCGUAACUGACCAAAAUAGUUCUGCUAGUGAAUUGGCCGCUAUGAAUGUCAAGGGCAAAUACAGAGCCGAUGUCAUUUUAGAUGAUUCUGAUACCAAAAAUUUCGUCGAGUUUGCUGUUACUGAUGAAUACUCUAUCCAAAUCAAUGAAAUCGAAAAAACACAUGCUACGUUGUUAAUUGUUCUUUUACGCUGCAUGGACGACAGUGAAUUGAGCCAUGCUCAUAAACGUUUAAGCUUUAUCAUUGAUAAGAUUGAACAACGUGGUUCUGACACUGCCAAGGAAAUCAUUGCCGAUUGGAAAGAGAGAAAGUCAAGAGAAACAAAGGCCGAUUUAGAUAAUGGUGGUAACGGUGGUAUCUCCGAAUAUGAGCGUAAAAAAGCUGCCGCUAAAGCUCGUCAAGCAGCCAUCAUGUCUCAAUUUGCCAACGCACAAUCUAAAUUCAUGGAACAACACUCCGAUCUUUACAAAACAGAUGACGACGAAGAUAUCAGAGAAACAUACGAGGAGACAGCCGUUGCCAAUAAUGAUAUUUCCUCUGAUUCUGAAUUGGAAAUUGUGCGUAAGUGUCAUUUCCCAGCUGAUACCUGUAUCGUUUGUCAAGAAGAAUUAGAUGACACAAAGUUAUAUGGUACACUUGGUUUGAUCCAACGCUCUAACAUCGAAAGAUACGCUGAAAUGAGCAACAAGAACGUUUUUGCUGACAUUUUGGAAACUAGCAACCAUGCAAACCCUUGGGCACCAAGAGAGGGUGCUGAAAAGCCUGCUCCCUUCAUUGGAUUCCCUACUGACUCUCAUAGAUCUGGCUUAGAUAUCUCUUCUUGUGGUCAUUUGAUGCAUUCUGAAUGUUUUGAUGCCUAUCAAAAAUCUGUUGAUAAUCAAGUGCUUAACGAACUUAGUAGAAUGUUCCCAUUGUCGCUGGCUCCAAAGAGUCGUUUCCUUUGUCCCUUGUGUAAAGCACUCGGUAAUGUUUUGGUCCCAAUUGUUUGGAAAGGCAAAAAAGAAGCUUAUCCAGGUGUUAUGGUUCCCUCAACCCCCUACUCUGAUUUAAGCAAAACGAUCAAGGAUACCAUGGAUGAUUUGAAGAAAAGAAUCCAAACUGCUCCUGAUGAAGAAGCACCUUUCAAAAGCGAUGAUCCUAAUCUAGUUAUUUGCGAUGAUUCACAACUCAAGCUUAUAUACAACAGGUUGAUGAAAGUGAUUCAUUCCAAUGCCAACGAAAGAGUUAUUUAUGAUACGGCUUUAAACUUGUUUGAUUCUGUUCAAGAAUUGCAUGAUAUGUAUGCUUAUACCAUCACAGAUUUUGAAAUUGCACAAAGAGGUUCAGAAAAUACCCGUGCAAGAGACUUGACUGUUGAACACACUGGAACUUUUAUCGAUGAUGUUUCAAGUACUUCUCAAUUGCUUCUCAAGAUCCUUGGUAUGACAAACAUGUUGAUCCCUAAAUUCAUGGACUCUCCUUGGCAAUCGGAAGAGCGUUGUACAAGCGAAAGAUUAGCAAUGGUUGCAUUGAAUCAGUUUAUGCCCGGCUGUUUAAAUACGACCGAAGAGUUCUCACUUAAAUCCGAGUUGGCACCAAUAUUAGCAGACGAUCCAUUUAGGGUCUUGGUCCGUAUGAGUUUCUCCGUUUCCCAGAACCCAGCGAUCGAAAUUCAUCAUUUACUUCGUUCAAUUUAUAUUGCAGAAUUAACCAAAACGGUGAUUGCUAUUGUACAUGGUGUAUUAAAUGACGGAAGAAUUUUAAAGGAAGAAAAGAUUAGCCAACUUUUGGAGUCCCUCAAUACAAACCAAAGACAAGCAUUGGGAACAGAAGGAGUUCAACAAUUUACACACUACGUACUUGGACUCUUAAAAGUUUCGCAAGAAACUAUUGAUGGAUUCUUCAAGGUUGUUUGUCCUGGCGCAUUUGUCGCUCUUGUACGUACUUUUGCUUUACCUUUCCUUCGAAAAGCACUUUUGUUUAUGGUCGUCCAUCACGGUUUCAUCCCCCAAAGUCCCACUGAUGAUAUGGUAGAUGAAAAGAGCGAAUUUGAAAACAUUUUGGAAAUUUUGCGAUUACCAGCUCUUGAAUCCAUUUUCGAAUUGGAAACAUUUGAGCAGGAAUUGGUAAGCACUUGGUGUACGGAAUACGUGAACAGCAAAUUGGUUGCAUCGCCGAAAGAAUUAGCGCUCCUUUCUGACAUCAAGGUCAAUUUGCCUACCAAGUUUAAACUGGCUACAUUGCCUUAUCGCUUAGAUCAACUGCUUGAUGAAAGCUCAAAACGUGUUUGCCGCAAGUGUAAGACCGUUCCUGAGCAUUCUGCCAUCUGUUUGAUAUGUGGAACCUUUGUAUGUGCUCGCCGCUUCUGUUGUACUGAAAACAACAAGGGUGAAUGUAACACCCAUAUGAAGAGCUGUGGUGGUGAGAUCGGUAUAUACUUGAUCAUCAAGGACUGUUUCCUUCUGUUAUUGCAUGACAACGGUGGAAGUAUCAUGAACGCACCAUAUCUUGAUAGCCAUGGCGAGGCUGAUAUUUUAUUUAAACGCGGGGCACCACAAUAUCUUAAUGACAAGAGAUAUGAACAGAUCAGACAAAUGUGGUUAACCCAAUCUAUACCUGCUUUUGUAAGAAGAAGAAUGGAAGCUGCUUUCAGUGCAACUAUUUGGGAAGCAUUUUAAAUUGAGACAAUUGUCAUAUAUUGUACAUUAAACAAACAAAAACAAAAAAAAAGUUAAUCAAAGAAAGAAAAUAUAUAUAGAUGUCUAAUAAAAAGUUUUGUAAUCUAUAUCUAACUUAAAAA